Messenger RNA from Tachysurus fulvidraco (yellow catfish), 4300 nucleotides. It is a transcript of the gene csf1ra, whose product is annotated as colony stimulating factor 1 receptor, a. NCBI's taxonomy places the organism in Eukaryota, Metazoa, Chordata, Actinopteri, Siluriformes, Bagridae. The transcript is spliced from 21 exons. Gene Ontology annotation, molecular function: ATP binding; macrophage colony-stimulating factor receptor activity; cytokine binding. The record is from RefSeq and is a predicted model, not a curated record. The coding region runs from base 121 to 3009 and encodes 962 amino acids. Gene Ontology annotation, cellular component: CSF1-CSF1R complex; signaling receptor complex. Gene Ontology annotation, biological process: positive regulation of kinase activity; cell surface receptor protein tyrosine kinase signaling pathway; cytokine-mediated signaling pathway.
AGUAGAAGCUCUGUGUCUUGAAGUGUUUUUAAGGAAUGAACACUUCUUAUUUUUACAGGGCAGACACACAACAGCAGAGACAUACAGCAUAAUCAGGCCUCUGGCCGUCAGCGGUCCGAGAUGAUCCUCUUCACCUUUAUUGUGGGACUGAUGUCCUGCCAGGUACAAGCUUGGUCUCAUCCUCGGAUAAAGGUAAACAACCAAGAUCCAGUUGACUCGACUGUUGUCAUCAAUGGUGGUUCUAGACUUGUUCUGACUUGUGAGGGUGAUGCUCCAGUGACUAUUGUUCCUCGACUAGCUAAAUACAAAAGUUACAGUGUGUCUAAUGGGAACAGCUGCACCUUUACUGUGCAAAAAGCUACCUAUAAGUUCACAGGCACUUAUAAGUGUGAGUACACUGGCGAAGAUUCCUCCAACUACUCAUCUGUGCAUUUAUUCGUAAAAGAUUCCAAGCGUCUCUUUGAAACCCCAGUGAAUCCUUAUAUUAUCAAGAAUGAAGGAGAGGAUGCCCUCAUUCCCUGCCUCCUUACUGACCCUGCAGCUACUAAUAUCCGGUUACGCAUGGAGGAUGGCUCUGCAGUACCCUCCGACAUGGACAUAACUACUGACCCCAAGAAAGGGAUACUGAUUCGGAACCUCCAGCUUGGGUUCAGUUCAAGCUACAUCUGCAGUGCCAGUAUAGGAGGAGUGGAGAAAGUGUCCCCACCCAUACCUUUAAAAGUGACCAAUAGAGCCCAUACUCCACCCAAUGUUUCAUUGCAAAAUUAUGAGCAUAUACGACUGGUUGGAGAGAGGCUACAGAUUUCCUGUGACACCAGCAACCAUAACUUCAACUACAAUGUUACCUGGAAGCACUCAUCACAUUUGAACUUACCAAACCCAGAGAACAAGGCUACAUUCGUAAAAAAUAGAGUGUACAUCAAUAGUAUGCUGAUUCUUCCAUCAGUUAAAAUGUCUGACUCGGGUAAUAUCACAUGUGUUGGAUCAAACGAGGCUGGAGUCAACACCUCCACCACAAGCCUGCUGGUUGUGGAUGAACCGUACAUUAUUAUGUCCCCCAAGCUGUCACCUUUGAUGAAUGAAGAUUUGUCUAUUGAUGUCCAUGAGGGGCAGGAUGUAGAGUUGAGGGUGUCAAUAAAGGCUUACCCACAAAUCACACAGCAGCAGUGGGAGGGACCAACGUUUAUCAACAGAUCACACCAUGAAAUCAGCUCCUUCAGAAAUAAUAACAGGUACGAGUCAGUAUUGCUUCUGAAAAGACUGAAAUCCAGGGAACAGGGUAGAUACACCUUCUAUGCUAACAGCAGCAUGGCUUAUGCCUCUACAACAUUUAGCAUUCAUGUUUAUGAGAAGCCUGUUAUUGUGGAAAAUAGGAGAAAUAAGACCACCUUAAUAUGCACAGUGACUGGCUACCCAACUCCCAGCAUCUUUUGGUUCCAGUGUCAAGGAACCAGGCCAACAUGUACAGACAAUUCCACAGAUGUAGAAACUCGCCAGUUGCUCCCAUCUCACACAGUGGAGGUGCAGAACGAAGAGUUUGGACCAGUAAAAGUGGAAAGUAUUAUAACCAUCAACCCAUCUAAUCAUAAGAUGACUGUAGAGUGUGUGGCACAAAACCUGGUUGGACAAGACAGUGAUGCAUUCCCUAUAGACCGGUCUGAGAAACUGUUUACUGCAACAUUGAUUGGAGCCAUAAGUGUGAUGGUGUUCCUCCUUCUACUCCUAAUCAUCCUCAUGUACAAGUACAAACAGAAACCCAAGUAUGAGGUCCGGUGGAAGAUUAUUGAGGCCACAGAUGGGAACAGUUACACAUUUAUCGAUCCCACUCAGCUUCCUUAUAAUGAAAAAUGGGAAUUUCCGAGAGACAAGCUGAAAUUAGGGAAGAUUUUGGGUGCUGGGGCAUUCGGGAAAGUGUUGGAGGCUACGGCGUAUGGUCUGGGGAAGGAGGAUAAUGUGACCCGGGUGGCUGUGAAAAUGCUCAAAGCCAGCGCCCAUUCAGAUGAGAAGGAGGCUCUCAUGUCUGAACUGAAGAUUCUGAGUCAUCUUGGACAACACAAGAAUAUUGUCAACCUGCUGGGAGCCUGCACACAUGGAGGUCCUGUGCUGGUGAUCACUGAGUACUGCUGCCAUGGAGAUCUUCUGAAUUUCCUGCGUAAUAAAGCGCAGACCUUCUUACACUGUAUGAUUUCAAUCCCAGAGGAGAGAAGCAACUAUAAAAAUGUCACUGCAGACAAGAUGUUUUUUAGAAGUGACAGUGGGAUCUCCAGCACUUGUUCUGAUGCUUAUCUGGAUAUGAAGCCUCUAUUGACCAGAUCCCAGAUUUCCCGCAUUCCUUCCUGCAAUCAAGAUGGAGAUUUGAUUGAGAUGGAUGACCUGCUCAGAUUCUCUUACCAGGUGGCUCAGGGACUCGAGUUCCUCACAUCUAAAAAUUGUAUUCACAGAGACGUCGCAGCCCGGAAUGUUCUUCUGACCGAUGGGUGUGUGGCUAAAAUCUGCGAUUUUGGACUGGCCCGUGAUAUCAUGAAUGAUUCAAACUAUGUGGUCAAAGGAAACGCUCGUUUGCCAGUGAAGUGGAUGGCUCCAGAGAGUAUCUUCGAGUGUGUGUAUACAGUACAGAGCGAUGUUUGGUCAUACGGUAUUCUGCUGUGGGAGAUCUUCUCUCUUGGCCAAAGUCCAUAUCCAAACAUGCUGGUGGACUCCAAGUUCUAUAAGAUGAUAAAGUGUGGCUAUCAGAUGUCUCGUCCUGACUUCGCCCCACCUGAGAUGUACGACAUCAUGAAAAUGUGCUGGAACCUUGAACCCACAGAGCGGCCGAAUUUCAACAAGAUCAUUCAGCUCAUCGAAAAGUUGCUGGGAGAAACACCGGAUCAGUAUCAGAACGUGUUGACAGAAGAACUAGACACUGAGCAGCUCGAGGCCUGCGAAACCACCAAAAGUGAUGAAGAAUCGUGUGAGCAGGAGGAAGAUGAGCAGCCCCUGAUGAAGGCUAACAACUAUCAGUUCUGCUAAGAUCUGAAUAAACUAUGCUUUCUGAAUACUUUACAUAAAAGCUACAAUGACAGGAUAUAAAUCAUUUCCCAAGGGUUAACUUCCUCAUCGAUUGUUGCUUCUGUUGGAUUUAGAUAUGACAGGUUUCUUGAGAGAGACACUUUGAUCUUUUUCGUGUUAAAUAGCAGUUCCCUAUUUGAACGGAUGGAAAAAAGCCAAUUCAGCAUUUCCAAGCUUGCAAGCUUGCAAAGUUCACUUCCACAUUUUUAUCAGUCUGUUCUUAAAAACUAGAAAACAGCAAAAUAGUGGUAUUUUAUUUACUUAAGCAGAUCUAUCCAUUUUUAAGUAUAUUUACAAGCUUGAUGAAUGCUUUAUGCAUUAUUAAAUGUCCUUACUAUUUUUUGUUGUGUUUGGUUUAUUGAAUCAGUAACAUUAAGGAACAAGAAUUUAGGCCUUCAUCACAUUUGGCGAUGAAAGUAGAUGAUUUUAACUAGAUUUCAAGAGGAAAAAAACAGAAAAACAAAAAAACAAUUUUAGAAAUCUCUGUUCUUUUUUUCAGAUUUUUAUCAGUAUGCCUUGUUCAUUACACUGUAUACUAUGUAUAUGUGUAUUUGAUGUAGCACCAAGCAAACACUGCCAAACUGUGUAAAUAACACCAAGGAAUGUGAUUGUCCUCAUGAGCGCUCUGGCUUUAGUCAGUGGUGGACUAUUAAACUUAAUUAUUUUAAUAUCAAAGAAAACAGUGCUAUGACAUUGGAUAUGAUUAGUAUAAAUCACACCGGGUCACCUGUACUUCCAAAGUUCUCAUAGAAAAUGUAUAACUACUGAAUGUUUCUUGUUCUAUUUCUGUAAAUUUUUGGCUUCAGGUUAUGUUUAAAGUCUCAUUAAAUUUCCUGCCAUUUUUCUCUCAAUGUUCGUAGGUUUUUUAAGCUAAGCUAUUCAGAAAAAAAGUCCAGAAAACCAUCACAAAGUUCUUUUAUUAUUAUUAUUAUUAAUAACUAGAGCGCUUAUCUAGUUAUCUAUUCUGUUCCGAGAAGUUAUUUACUGUGGCUCUUUGUUGUGAUUGUCAUUGGUUUAAAAGAAGCUGGAAAUGGAACAAAUGCAGCAAAUGAAAGUGAAUAUAAUGCUUUAGCAGUGUUCUUUGUUAACUUGUUAAAUUACUACGGGUUCUUAAUCAAUGUAUAAAUGAAUUAUUUGUACAUUUUGAGGCAGCAUGUUAAAAAAAUGGGUCAUAGUUAAACCUGAAAAAUAAUCUAAAAUGUUAUAAAUAUGUAAAAAAAAAUCAGACAGUUAAUAAAGUUGUUAAUUCUUA